GCGCAGUCCUUGACCCUUUCACGUGUGGGUUACCCGCGAGAGCAGGGGGAGCGUGCGCCGGGGCUGCGGCAGGAACCCCAGAAAGGAAAGGCUUGGAAGCACCCACCAUGGCAGCGCAGGCAUUUAAAAAAUUUCUUCCUCUUUUUGACCGAGUACUGGUUGAAAGAUGUGCAGCUGAGACAGUAACUAAGGGAGGAAUCAUGAUUCCAGAAAAAUCUCAAGGAAAAGUGCUACAGGCCACUGUUGUGGCAGUUGGAUCAGGCUCAAAAGGCAAGGAUGGAAACACUCAACCAGUUAGUGUAAAAGUUGGUGAGAAGGUUCUACUACCUGAGUACGGGGGUACAAAAGUUGUAUUGGAUGAUAAGGACUAUUUCAUAUUUAGAGAUGGUGAUAUUCUUGGAAAAUACGUUGACUGAGCAGUUCGUACUCUGGCAUUAUCAUGAAGUUGUCAUUCCACAAGAAGUGCUCAAAUGCUUUUGUUCCAUCAUGUAAAUAAUUAUUUUCUUAAUAAAUGCAACAUUUCUCAAAUAAUUCGAUAUUGUGACCUUGAAAUAAAACUAAUCUGUACAGUGAAAUCA
This is a messenger RNA of Python bivittatus (Burmese python), 578 nucleotides long. RefSeq names its product heat shock protein family E (Hsp10) member 1 (gene HSPE1). Gene Ontology annotation, molecular function: ATP binding; metal ion binding; protein folding chaperone. The record is from RefSeq and is a predicted model, not a curated record. Gene Ontology annotation, cellular component: mitochondrion; mitochondrial matrix. NCBI's taxonomy places the organism in Eukaryota, Metazoa, Chordata, Lepidosauria, Squamata, Pythonidae.